AUGCUGCCCGAUUUGGAGAAUUGUGACUGUGAUGAGGAGCGAGAAGCUGAACGUCAAAAUUCCACACGAAGUUGUCCGAGUAGUUUCCCGGCAACGGUAACACGUCGUGCACAAUUCCCACGUCGCUCGCUGAAAGAGUUACGAAUCGACGUUGGGAAAAAUUUAGAGCCGUUGGUGCAUCGAGCUCGUUUGCACGGUUUGGAACGAAUUGCUGAAGAUCCAGUGUCGCCGGCUAUUGCGGAUGAGAAGCCAACCGCUCCACCUCGAACGAUGCGUGCCCGUGCCAAAGUUGGUGUCGCGACCGUAGACACGCGUGCAACCUCACCGGCUGCUUCCGAUCCGCCGCCUAGCGAACGGAGUGUAGCCGAACGUAUCGAAGAGACGCUAAACGCCCACUACUAUACCAUAGCCUAUACCCUGGUCAUUGUGGCGUAUCUUGUCGGUUUCGCCGAAUAUCUUUACUUCCGACUAGUCUCGAUUUUGAUCCCAGAGCACACUUACUAUCAUCCGAGUUGUCAAGAAAAACAAGAUCGUCGAGUAGGCAAAGAUGGCUUCCACUAUAGCGUGUCAAUUGGGGCAUUCAUUGCGAUAGCACUAUUUCAAUUGAUUAUCGUGAAGAUGAAGCACGAUUUAGCUGCCCAUAUACGUAAAACCAUUAGCCAAUCGAUGUAUCGUACAUUUUUGUGUUACGGUAUUUGUUCAUUUAUCAACUGUGGUAUCAUAUUCUACAUGGUUGCUAUACAGGAUGCUCUAGAUGAGACGGGUACGGUAUUACUGUAUGUUUUUGAUGGUGUUGUUAUACUGUACUUCCUCGCGUUUCCGCUUACCACAGUGAUCUACCAUCCGCAUGUGCACUGUUUUCAGAGUCAUCCCGGACGAGCUGCACGUCUUCCAUCAUUCAUUAUCAAUGGAAUUCGAUCACAAACAUCAACACUGGAAAGUAAUCUUUCUCAAGAAGCUGCCCAACCAUCAGCCGUGGCCUUUUCGCCUCAAGAAAUAGAAGAAGAACACAAUGCAAAUCCGGCUGUAGCUCCUUCAGAGCCCAUAGAGCAGCCUUUAGGUCACGUUAUCCUACGACAAUCCUCUCCUACCAGUACUGCAGUCUAAAGCAGUGAUUCCUUUAUUAAAUGAAGCCAAGUCACUUUUUUAUUCUAAAAGAAUCUCCAAAAGUGCAUUUGAACAUAAUUUAUUCUCAACACCCAGCAUUUUCAUGAGCUUUUAAUACAUGUUGCUUUAAAAUUUUUUACACUUUUUUAUACUCGAAAAUUUCCAUCCAAACAUAUCAAUCUAUUUACAUGCAUACCACUAUGUCUUUAUCCGGGUAUGUUAUACUAUAUAAUUUCUUUAAUUGGGGUCUACGUGCCUCUGAGUCGCGUUUGCGCGACAAAUGUAAAAUUUUUGCUCACUUCUACUUUCUUGUGAUGUGUUGAAUGUUGUGAUAUCGAUC
Cylicocyclus nassatus is the source of this 1447-nucleotide messenger RNA. The record is from the annotation of a GenBank genome assembly. NCBI's taxonomy places the organism in Eukaryota, Metazoa, Nematoda, Chromadorea, Rhabditida, Strongylidae.